Messenger RNA from Melanaphis sacchari, 2722 nucleotides. RefSeq lists its product as uncharacterized. NCBI's taxonomy places the organism in Eukaryota, Metazoa, Arthropoda, Insecta, Hemiptera, Aphididae. The record is from RefSeq and is a predicted model, not a curated record. The coding region runs from base 536 to 2647 and encodes 703 amino acids. The transcript is spliced from 3 exons.
CGGUUCUUAUACAAACUACAAACCGCUUUUUAAUUUUAAUUUUUUAAUUUGGUUAUUGUUUACUUCAACCAGAUGUUUCGAAUCAGUCAGAAUUUGAUUACUUCAUUAUCACAUGAAUUUUUUUAAUAUUACAACGUACCUAUCUUUAAUAGAGUGAAUAGCCAAUUAGUAUAUCGAGUGUUAACUUCGAAAAAUAUAAGAUGAUCAACAGUCAACCAACUUCAUAUUAUUUUUUGAUUGUUAUGGUAUUAUAAUCUGUAAUGAUACUUGUAAGUCGUAAUAUUAAUCUUAUAGUUACUUUACAAUGUAUAAUAUACAAAUAAUAAGAUAACUUCAUGGUGUGGACUACAAGACAUCAUUAAAACUUAAAAUGUAAUUUGCACACUACAAAGGAAAACUAAUGGUUAAAUACAAAUGCAAAUGCAAAUACACCGAGAUUCACUAUAGUAUAUAAUCAUGAAUAUUCAAACUGGAAAUGGAUUAGAUUAAAUUAUAACUAUAUUUUAGGCCAACACGAAUAAAUUUUAAUACUAAAAUGGAACAAAAUACUAUGGAAAUAGUUCACGAUAAUGCAUCAAAUGAUAAAGCUGAUGUUGAAAUGGAACAUCAAAAUGAAAAAGAUAUAAAAAGUAAAGAAGAAAAACAAGAGUCACUUGUCAAAUUAAAUGAAUUAACAGAAUGUUAUAAUACUAUAGAUGAACCACGAGAAAUUAAUGAAGAUAAUAAUUUUGAUAAAAAUAAUAGUAAUAUAGUAUUAGGUUCGAAAUUAAGAAAUUUAAAUGAAUAUGUAAGCUGUGCUAAUGUGAUAAAAUUACAAGAGUUAAAAAGUGACCCAUUAUUUGAAGAUACAAGUGAAACUAAAAUCAUACCAGAAUUGAAUAAUUUUUCCAGCCAUGAAUUAGAACCUGAACAAUAUUUUAAAUUAAUUUCUAAACAAACUGAGAACUUCAAUUUAAGCUGUGACGAUACUAAUAUAAUUUUACCUAGUUUCUCUGAUUCACAUUGUACAGACAGUUUUUCUUGUUCUCUUUAUUCAAAUAACAUAUCUAGUCCAUCUAGUCCGUCAUGUAUUUCUUAUAUGUCUUCUUUGCCUGAAACAUCAAAUGAACAUUCAGAAUAUAAUUUCCACAAAGAAGAUCUUUUAUUUAGUUAUUUUGAAAAAAUUUCUUAUGAUAAUUCUGAACCAAUGUCAAGUUCUAAUGAGAUGAUCGAAACAAAAGAAGAUGUUGAUAAUGUUGAAAUAUUGUCAUUAGUUAAGGGUAAUCAUACUAAUGAAUCAUUAGAAAAAAAAAAAUUAAUUAAGCUCAAUCUUCUUCAAUAUGUAUUAGAAAAUGUAAAAUUAGAAGAUAACAAUGAAGUUCAAAAAAAUUCUGAAUGUUUUGUAGAAGACAGAAUAAUUAUUAAUCCAGAUAUUAUGUACAAUAUUGAACUUAAAUUACAUCUUAAAAAAAUGAAACUCUUAACAGAACAAGUUUCAAAAACACCUGAUGACUUGACGAUGUUAAAUGAAUGUAAAGAAUUAAUGAUAAUCCCUGAAAUGAAACACGGGCGACAAAUAAUUACAGAUGAAUGUAACCCAUUUCCUGAAGAUAUUACUGAAUCAAAUUGUGAUAAUAUUCAACACAAGGACGGGGAUAAAAUCUUAGUCAGCCUAGCAGCAUUGCUCUCUCAUGUUGGAUUUGAUUUUACUUCAAAAGACACUUUAUACCUUCUAAGAGAUGAAGCAAUCAAUUACAUAAAAAAAUUUGCAAAUAUUAUGAAAAACAAUUUAGAUAUGCAAUCAAAAAGUUCUUAUCCAAGCAAUAUUGAUCCAAUUCUGAAUAGUUUUCAAGAGAUGGGUAUGAAAGAUGGUGUGGUAGAAUUGAUCAAACAUAAAAAUGAUGUAUUUGGUAAGCGUAAUAACUUACUGAAGGAAUGUGAGCAUUUUCAAUUAACAAUUGAUCAGUUUGUUAAAAGUUCAUUAUUAACUCCUCCAAUUAACAAUAAAUAUGACACUCAAAAAUUCUCUGUUGGAGAACAAUCAACGAGUAAAAUUAAUGUUACAAAAAAAAGUAUAAAAGAAAAAGCGUCCACAAGUACUCAAAUUAAUCAUUCUAAAUAUGGCAAUGUUGAUAACAUAAAUAUAGAAUAUAUUGAAACUGAUACAGUUGAUGUUCAUAAUAGGAAAAUGUACUUUACAAAAUGUUCGAAUACUGAUUUACAACUUAACGAUCUCUUGAAAUGUUCACAUAUGUUAACAAAACCCUCAAACUGUAAAUUUGAUUCAUUUACAACUAAAAAUUCAUUUUUAAGUACUAAUAAUUUAUGUAAACAACAGAAUGAAAAAAGUAUUAAUCAUCUGAAAAAUAAAAAACUUCUUGAUGUACUUCAGCCCGACAAUAUUUUUGAUACAACUGAAAGCAAAAUGAAUAUUGAUAAAGUAAAAAUCCAAUCUACUUCGACCUCUAAUACAGUUACUCCUAAUUUUGUUAAAUCUAUUGGAUUAGAUCAAGCGUCUUUCCAAAAAGUUAUUGAUGAAUUCAAUACAAAUUUUGAUCACGAAUCUGUUUAUGGCAACUGUUCAUCGUCGCAAAAUAUUCCUAUCUUAAAUAAUUCAGAUAUUGACAAUGCAAUGAAUGAAGAAAACUACUCAGACUACCCCAAUUGAGAUGAAUAAAUUAUAAUUAUGAUUCAAUUUUCAAGAAAAUAUAUUUGCUUACAUUAUCUCUGUCCAAUAAAAAUA